Bursaphelenchus xylophilus (pine wood nematode) is the source of this 2105-nucleotide messenger RNA. NCBI's taxonomy places the organism in Eukaryota, Metazoa, Nematoda, Chromadorea, Rhabditida, Aphelenchoididae. The record is from the annotation of a GenBank genome assembly.
AUGCAUCCGUCAGUGAUGACACGGUCACUCUAUGUCAGUUCUAAGGACCGACAGGCUGAGGUUGCACAGAGAAGAAAGGAACGGGAGGAUAGGAUGAACAAAGAGUAAGGAUCAGUAUUAUUUUGAAAAUGAAAAAAUUGUAGGCGGGAAGAACGGAUUCGUUUGGCAAGGGAAAGGGCUCAGCGAGCAUUGGAACGUAAAGAAGAAGGUCUAAAAGUAAAAGCAACGAAGAACAAGCAACAAGAACAGGAGAGGUUAAAAGAAAUUCAGCGAAAAAGAGCUGAGAAUGAGAGGAAACAGUUGGAAAAGAAGAAAUUAAGUAUUUUUUUCUUGAAUUAAUGUUUGUUUUUAGGUGAUUGAGCUGAAGGCAAGUAGUAGCCGAAUCUCGCCUCAACGGCAUUCCAAGAAUCCAAUUGCUUUUGGAUCUGGAGUUCCAAGGAAGUUAGAUUUUGGGCCUUCAGCAAAACUUGGGACAACAUCGUCAACGGGAUCAACUCCACUAAAGCAACCAGACAAGAGGUUGCCUCCUCGAGUCUUACUCACCUCAUCAGUGUAUUCUCCCAGCGCCAAAACCCGGCCCAAGCCGGAACCGCGAAAACCGGACGUUUUGAUGACUAGGUCGAUGUAUGUUACACCAGUUUCAUCCUCAGGCACACGCAGGAGAAAUACUGCAAGGAAUGAACGAGUAAGUCAAAAUAAAAGCAGCCGAUAUUUUUUUGAAUAAGCUCAACUUUACAAUUUUAGCCAGUUCCUGCCAUAAGAAGGAAGUCAGUCGAUGCCUCGCGUACAAAGGUUCAAGUUAGCAAACCUGCGGUUGUCAUUGAGAAUUCUUCCAAACUGGAUAACAAUGACUCUGGAGCUGGAACUUCCGCGAAUGCUUCGAUUGAAUCAAUUAUAUUAGCAUCAAGUGCUAAUGUACCACAUGUGGAUAACAGGGAUAGUGACAAUGAAAGCAGUGGAACUGUAAACUUGGCAAUGCCCUCUGUGAAUUUAGAAAAGCUUGUAACUGUGACCCCUGCAAUCGAACAGUCAUUGGCGGAGACAGUGGACGAUAAGCACUUUUCAGACGAGUCAGAUGCUAUUCCAUUGGUGUCUUCUAGAGAAGCAAUUGAAAAAAAAUUAGUGGACUGUGGCAUACCCCAAAACGUGGACAGUGAAAUUUAUUCCGAAGUUGUCGUUGUAGUGGAAGGUAUACAAUUGUUGCUCGAAGACAAUAACGGCUUAUUGGGGUCAGUGACGGUUGAGAAAAAAUCGGAAAUUGAAGGAGAUAUGGUAACAACCGAGGAUACUCUGCCUCCAGAAGACCCAAUUAAUAGAGGUGACAAACAUGACGAUAAGGAGGCUGGUUAUCCUCAGCUUGAUAAAGGAAAGGUGGGCGAGGCCUUUGACAAGGAGAUGGUCGUUGAGAAACCAGUGAACGGAAUAGCGAAGGAUGCGAAUGAUUCUGUACAGGUCCAGGAUCAAAGACCAUAUAGAAAUCAGUUAAAACAACAGAUCGAAUCCGCGUCGUCUGGAAUUUUGGAAAAUGUGGAAAUAUGCGAUCAGCCAGAAAUUCAAGAAGAGAGACCACUGAAUGCUUUUAUAAGUCGUCUGGGAAACAAUUCUUCUCCGAAUCUUGAGAAGAUCACCGAACCUACGUCUGGGAAACCUGCAAGCCCUGAAUUACUGCACCAUUCAGACGUAAGUUCCAUGAAGCGAUGCUAAACCCCGUUAAAUUUUAGUCCACUCCAACAUUGAAGCCUCUUAAAGGUGGCGCUGUGCUUGGCCUCACAGAAAAAUUGGAGCAGGAAAGACUGAGCCGUCGGCAGCGACUUGCGGAGAUAAUGAUGAAAAACCGAGAUUCCAAUGCUCACACAACUCCAGUGCUGGCUGCCCCCGUGAACCCGAUGGAAGGGAUGGAUCGUAUUCGAGAAUUGCUCGAUCGCCGGGCCAAAAGUAAUGCGUCCAUGAACAAUAGCCAACAAAAUACACCUCUGAAUGAAGGCCCUGCAACGCCGAGUCUUUCAAUAGAACUACAAGCGACUUCUUUAGCCGAAGAACUAGCUAAUCUACAGGUCAACAGUCCCGCUCAGGUUCUUCUUCCCGGACAAGUGCCGGAGUCUUGA